AGUAGUAGUAGUUGUAGUAAUAAGAGUAGUAAUAGUAGUUAUGCGUGUAAUGUCAAUAUGGUUCAUUUUGUAACUGUAAUUGGAAAGAUUCUCGACUUUGUUUCUUAAAGGCGUGACGUAAUUAGAGAAAACGUAUGUAUUUUAAGGGACACUAGUCUGUACUUCAUUAUUCCUGUUUAUUGCUAUUAUACGAGUUUGUUGAUAGUUUUUCUUGUAUAUACUAUUUAAAUCUACUAUUCUGUAAUGUUUAAUACUACUACUUAUUAUGUUUAAGUGGGAGAAGUCAGAGAAAGAGCUAUAUUUAUAAUUUUUACUUUUAAGGUCAAUAUGGUCCAUUUUAUUAAGUAAAUUUGUAUGAUGCUCGACCUUAUGUUUCUUAGAUAAGUGACGUAAUUAGAGAAAACGUAUGUUUUUUAAGGGACACUAAUCUAUACUUCAUUAUUCCUGGUUAUUAUUAUAUUAGAGAGAGAGAGAGAGAGAGAGAGAGAGAGAGAGAGAGAGAGAGAGAGAGAGAGAGAGAGAGAGAGAGAGAGAGAGGAGGAUUUAGUAUGUCUUCUAUAUAUGUGUGUUUUCAUUAUCAUCAUCGUCUUAUUCUUUUCUUCUUCUUCUCCUUCUUCUUGUUAUUAUUAUUGUUAUUAUUAUCAUUAUUGUUAUUAUUAUUAUUACUAUACACACACACUCACACACACAGUAGUAGUAGUAAUUAUAAUAGGAAGAAGAGAAACAUGAUGAUGAUGAUGAUAAGGAGGAGGAGGAGGAGGAGGAGGAGGAGAAGGAGAAGAAGGAGGAAGAAAAAUUGUUGUACUUUUCUGUAAUAUAUUUCUAAAUAACUAUAAGUGGAAAAGCAGAACUAAUAGUGCACCAUGAUAGUCCAUUAAAUUGUUCAUAUCUGACUAUCGCCAUCAUCAAUUACAAAUUAAUUAAAAAAAAAAAAGAAAAAUAUACAGCAAUUCUAAUUUUGAGGCACCUAAAUAGUUUCAACAUUUUUCACAAUAUCUAAAUAACUAGCAGACGAAAACAAAAUGUAGUAGUACACCAUGAUAGUCCAUUAAAUUCAUCAUCUCUGACUAUCACCAUCACCAAUUACAAGUUAGUUAAUAAAGAGAAAAAUUGAAAAAAAAUAUAUAUAGCAUAUCAAAUUCUAAGACACCCAGAUGCUUUCAACAUUUUUUCUGAAUAUCUAAAUAACUACCGCCAAAGAAACAAAAUCAAUAGUACACCAUGAUAGCCCAUUAAAUUCCCCACAAUUUCCUAUCAACACUAUUCAAAAAGUAUAUUAAAAAAAAACAUGAAAACAAAAAAAACUCUUCAAAAACUCCCAAAAGACACUGAACAAAGAUCAAGAUUCAAGAUUGUAAACAUAGGACGGAGCGGAGCGGAGUGGCAGACCCUGCUCCGCGGUGUGUACAAGUGGCUUUGCCUUGCUCUCUGAGUUUUCUCUGAGUUUUGUGGUUUAUAUUUCUUGCCUGUGUGCUGAAAUACCCUGAAAAUGGUGAUGAGCGCGUUUGGUUCAUGCGAGGAGAGUGUGGCGAACAGGCAAAGGGCUGUGGCAUGCGAGAGAUGCAUGGCCUGGUUCCAUGUAGCCUGUGUGGGCAUGAAGGAGGCCAACAUGAAGGCGCUGGGGUUCGAGCUUCUGGUGUUCCUCUGCAGGGAAUGCCUGAGCAAGAGCCUCAAUGAAUGGAGGAACCAGGAUGAAGAAAAAGAAAAAGAAGAGAGAGUGGAGCAGAGCACCCAGACAGAAAACCUGAUGAAAGAGGCAGAAGCACAGACGACGAAGACUGAAGAGAGAAAAGACCAGCAAGAAGUGGUGGAAGUGGCCAGAACAGACAGACGCCCAAGGAAGAAGAGAAUGGUAGUCAAGAAAGCCCCAGUACGUGUCAUUGGAGACAGCAUGGUAAGGAAGACUCCUGACUUUGUGAGAAGGGAAAUUGAGUGCACCAGCAUGGGAGGUGCUAAGAUCCAAGACAUCAAGAGGAAAGUCAAGGAAGAAGUGCAAGAAAUGGAAGAGAGAAGCCUGCUAGUUGUCCAAGGAGGAGGCAACAACUUAGUAGAGGCAGGUGCUGAAGACACAGUAAAGGAAGUGAUAGAAGCAGUGAGGGCAGCAGAAGAAAAGAAGAUGUGUGUGGCUGUGGUGGGGGUCCUGCGGCGCCCACGGGAAGGAGUGCAGUAUGAGAAGGUUAGAAGAGAAACGAACCGCAAGAUAUGCAUGGAACUCAUGAAGAUCAAGAUGGAAUGGAUGGCAGAGAAGAAGGGCAACGUGAGCUUCCUGGACAUGGAUGGGAUCCUUGACCAGGACAAAUUCUUCGGGAGAGACGGGGUCCACCUCAACCACAACGGGAAUGAGAGGCUAGGACGUCGACUGGCUGAGUGGAUGAGGGCGAGGCAGGUGUGUUGUGUGGACGAUGCAUGACGAGGAGGACCCACUGAUGUCAGCAAACAUGGAAGAAAAGAGACUAACCAGGAGUUUCCGAUCCAAAGGCCUGGCUCAGGAGUGAUCCUGUGCCACCUGUACCAUCAAGAUCAAGAUCGAGAGAGAGAGAAAAAAGAGAGGCCAUGUUUGAGCUAGUUCACUUAUCUGUGGUUCCUCUCCCCCUCUCUCUCUCUAAUUAGAGCGAAAAUGGAGGCGGAGGAGCUCAAGGAUGAAGCCAACGACUAUUUGAAAA
This is a messenger RNA of Scylla paramamosain (green mud crab), 2663 nucleotides long. RefSeq lists its product as uncharacterized. The record is from RefSeq and is a predicted model, not a curated record. NCBI's taxonomy places the organism in Eukaryota, Metazoa, Arthropoda, Malacostraca, Decapoda, Portunidae. The transcript has 2 exons. Bases 1490 to 2410 code for a protein of 306 amino acids.